AUGCGGAGCUUCGGGCGUCCUCCCGUCCCAUGCGGCCUGCGCUGGCCUGGGACGCCGGGGCAUGGGCGGUGCCGGUCGGGGCUAUCUCUGUGGCCGAGCUCUGUGCCUGGGAUUGCCCUGUGCCGGGCCCCUGCCUGGGCUGGGCCGGGCUCUGUAACCGUGUCUGCCGUGUGCCAGGGGCAGGAGGAUGGCGAGCGGCGGCACCAGCAGCUCCUGGAGGCGGUCAGUUCCCUCUCCGGACGGAGGCGGCGGAAGCUGGCAGAGCGUACAGAAGCAAGCACACAGGUGUCAGAGUUUAAUGUCAGCUGUAAAGGUGCUGGGGAGAAGCUGGUUCUGUCUGAGCUCCUGCAGCCCAUCCGUCCCAAAUCUGCCCUGAGCACUGUGAAGAAGGAGCUGACCAAAGUGAAACAGAAGAAGGCGGUGGAGCUGCCACUCAGCAAAGAGGAGGCAGAGCGGGUUGUGAGGGAAGCUGCCUAUGUAAGGACCUCUAAAGACGUGGGCAGAUGGCAGCAGGUGGUUUUGCAGAACCGACGGGCAGAGCAGCUGGUUUUCCCUCUGAAGCAGGAGAUUGCUACUGUUGUCCCCCUGGAACAAGUGGUUUCAGCAUGGAAGGCCCGAACUCCCCUGGAGCAGGAGAUCUUUGGACUGCUCCACAAGACGAAGCAGCCCAUCACAGACCCACUCCUGACACCAGAGGAGACAGCCUCACUGCAGGCAAUGAGCUUGGAGGAGGCCCGGCAGCGGCGAGCAGAGCUCCAAAAGGCUCGGGUUGUGCAGUCCUACUACGAAGCCAAGGCUCGGCGAGAGAAGAAGAUCAAGAGCAAGAAGUACCAUCGUGUGCUGAAAAAAAGCAAGAGACGCAAGGCCUUAAAGGAGUUUGAGCUGCUGCAUAAGUCGGACCCUGAGGCCGCCUUGGCAAAACUGGAGGAGCUGGAGCAGCUCAGGAUGCAGGAGCGGAUGAGUCUUAAGCACCAGAACAAGGGAAAAUGGGCCCGCUCCAGGGCCAUUAUGGCUAAGUAUGACCUGGAGGCCCGCAAGGCCAUGCAGGAGCAGCUGGCCAGGAACAAGGAGCUAACGCAGAAGGUGCGGGUGGAGCUGCCUGAGGAGGAGCCAAGUGAUGUGCCUGAGGAGGACCUCACGUCAGAGACCGUCCCCACCAUCCCUGUGGGGGCCAGCGGAGCUAAUCCCUGGAUGCUGGGGAAGCCCAGCGGCCCAGCUGAGGAGCUCAAGGUGCAGGAGGGUCUUGAAAAUGUUGCGGUGCCUGAUGCUGUGGAGAGCAAGGAGGAGAUGGAGAAAGAUGAUGAUGAGGAGGAUAUGUCAGAGGAGGAAGCUCUGCUACAAGACUUUAUGCAGAAACGGCAAGUGCGGCAGCAGCAGGCAAGGAGCCUUGAAGAACAAGGUGCUGAUGAGACGGAGGCAGUUCCUGAGCUGCCAGGGGAUGGCCCCAUCCACCCCAUCUCUGCCGAGGAUCAGGCGAGUGUAGGGAUCGAGCAGCCUCCCCAGGCCCAGGAGGAGAUCCUGCUGUCGGAGCAGCUGGGCCGGGUGCAGACAAUGGACGACGUUGAUGCUCUGGCCUCAGAGGAGCGGGUGGAAGAGCAGGAGAAGCUAGUGGUUGCAACAGCAGAGAAGCCGGUGCCUGCAAGAGCAGAGAAGCGAGUGCAGCAGCAGGAGGAAGGCAGAGCUGGGGACAAGCGUGCCAAGAAACCAGCCAAGAAGAAGAUCAUUAGCCUGGAGGCUGUGCUGGCUGGGAAGCCCCAGCAGGUUCAGUGCCCCAGCCUGCCUGUGGUCGUGGAGGAGGAGGAGGGUGGCAUCGACCAAAGAGGGGUGAUCACAGAGGCCUUUGCUGGGGAUGACGUAGUCGCUGACUUCACCCGGGAGAAGCGCAAGGCAGAGGAGGCUGCGAAGCCACAGCCGGUGAACCUGGUGCUGCCAGGCUGGGGCGAGUGGGGAGGCACAGGAUUGAAGCCCAGCGCCAGGAAAAUAAAACGGUUCCUGCUCAAGCCGCCCCCUGCGCCUCCCCGGAAGGACCAGCACUUGCCCCACGUCAUCAUGAGCGAGCGGCGCAACAUCCAUGCAGCAGCGCAUCAGGUCAGCGAGCUGCCCUUCCCCUUUGAGAGGCACCAGCAGUUUGAGCAGAGCAUCCGGACACCCGUGGGCGCCACGUGGAACACGCAGCGUGCCUUCCAGAAGCUGACCACCCCUCGCAUCAUUACCCGAUCGGGCCACAUCAUCAAGCCCCUCUCUGCCGAGGAUGUCCCCGACAUGGCCACCACGGCUGGCACUGGAGCCAAGCCGGCGCUAGAAAUUGUUCCCCAGCGACCAGAGCCACCCUUGUGCCGCCGGCGCAGGAGAGCGCGGUAGCUCUGCGCCCGCGUGUCCCUGCUGCUUGGACUGGUGCAGGAGCCAGGAGGGGCUCCUGGUUCUCUUCAGUACCUUCUCCCGCUUCCCCCUCCCCUACAAUAAAACUCCUGGGCUGCCUUGUCUGUGCAGCCUGCGUGGCUGCCCGCACAGCGCCCCGGGGCCAGGACAGCUGGUGCCCUCCUGCCUGUCCUUGGGGCCCCGCGCGGGGCAGGGGCCUUUGGCCGGGUGUAGCGGGAACAGCUCGCGCAGGCCGGGCUGGGAGUGCAGCGCGGGGUGGGGGGAGCAGCCGCCAGUGCUCCCUGAGGGCUGGGUGGCACCUGCCUUAUAGAUUUUGUCUUUCAUGCCCCCCUUUUUUUAAAUAUAGCAUAUACAUAUUUUUAAUCUUGGUUAAAGGGGCUUUCUUGCAGCCCUGCUCUGAGCCUAGCCACCGGGUCCCGCUCCAGUUCUGCAUACAGCUCCAAAGUAACUCCUGCCCAGCUCUAAUAAACCAGAUCACCUGGAAAACGGGCUGAGGC
Athene cunicularia (burrowing owl) is the source of this 2876-nucleotide messenger RNA. RefSeq names its product UTP14A, small subunit processome component (gene UTP14A). Gene Ontology annotation, biological process: rRNA processing. Gene Ontology annotation, cellular component: nucleolus; small-subunit processome. NCBI's taxonomy places the organism in Eukaryota, Metazoa, Chordata, Aves, Strigiformes, Strigidae. Bases 1 to 2361 code for a protein of 786 amino acids. The record is from RefSeq and is a predicted model, not a curated record. The transcript has 14 exons.